UUACUUUGCAAUAUGGAAGUCAAUGAGGAUCAAGUUGAAUGGGUCACUGAUGUAUAUGGGAUCUUACUAUUACAGGGAGUGGAUGUCAAUAACAAGCAAAGGACAAAGAAUGGAUGAUAUAAACAUCUUAACAAUUUUCAAUGUCCUAGACCUGUCAAACAAUCUUUUUGAAGGAAAGAUUCCUGAAGUGAUUGGUGAUCUCAAGUUGCUAGAGGUACUCAAUCUGUCUACAAAUAAUCUGAUAGGUGAGAUCCCACUAUCUUUAUCAAAGUUGACAUUGCUUGAGUCCUUAGACCUCUCAAAAAACAAGCUCAUAGGUGAGAUCCCAAUGAAACUAUUAAGCUUGACAUUCCUAUCGGUUCUCAACCUUUCGUAUAAUAGGUUAGAGGGGAAGAUUCCAAUAGGGAAUCAAUUUUCUACCUUCGCUAAUGAUUCCUACGAGGGAAACAUUGGGUUGUGCGGGUUCCCAUUGUCAAAGAAUUGUGAUGAUGUUGAAGAUCAUCAGUCAUCAGGAGCUCAACGAGAAAGCAUCCUUUCGGAUCCAAUUAGUCCAUUUAGUUGGAAAUUUGCUUUGGUUGGAUAUGGAUGUGGGGCGCCUGUGGGAGUUGCCAUUGGUUACAUCUUGUUUUGGAGGACCAAGAGAUGCACUAAGUGGAUUGAACAAUCAUUCAAGGCAAAGAAACGGCAGAAAAAUGAACAGAAUCGAAGAAGAAGGAGAAAGUUCAAGUAGAUGGAACAAAUGGUAGAAAUAUGUAUAAUAUGCUCUCUUUUUUUAUAGCAUAACUUUUUAGGACAA
Populus nigra (black poplar) is the source of this 796-nucleotide messenger RNA. Its product is annotated as receptor-like protein 9DC3. The coding region runs from base 23 to 730 and encodes 235 amino acids. Lineage: Eukaryota; Viridiplantae; Streptophyta; Magnoliopsida; Malpighiales; Salicaceae. The record is from RefSeq and is a predicted model, not a curated record. The transcript has a single exon. Gene Ontology annotation, molecular function: protein binding.